Phoenix dactylifera (date palm) is the source of this 451-nucleotide messenger RNA. The record is from RefSeq and is a predicted model, not a curated record. NCBI's taxonomy places the organism in Eukaryota, Viridiplantae, Streptophyta, Magnoliopsida, Arecales, Arecaceae.
GAUGCCGACCCUUAAUACAUAUUGUAGAUUGUGUCACUUGACAGCUAGGAGGGAUGUCAACAGCUUCGGGGCAUGGAGGCGGGGCUUAUGCUUUGUGAUUGCCAGCUUGUCCCAGGAUCACUACAGAUUGGCAUUUAUGGACGACUUUUCGCAAGAAUUCUUUCAAUAUCUUUUAGAAUGUUUAAUGACAAUACUCGCCCGAGCAAGGAGCGGUGCAGAGCAGAGCUUAAGAAGACUCCGGUCUGUGGACAAGACUCGCCCGAGCAAGGAGCGGAGCUUGGUUGACUGGGCUCGCCCCAAGCUUAAUGACAAUAUUGUAGAGAUGAUGAUGCCGACCCUUGAUACAUAUUGUAGAUUGUGUACGUAGGAAUUUGAUUUGUAUGUUUUUAGAAUGUUUUUGAAGUACAAUGUAAUCAAAUAUGAUAAUAUGAAUGUAAUCAAAGUUCUUGUU